UGAUCUAGGGUCCGAUCGUUGUGAUAUCCAAACAAUUUUCCCCACGCUUCAAUCUUUUAUAUGUCAUAUGUACGGACUGAAGAAACUCGCUGAUGUCAACGAAGCUCGAUUUGACAUUUUUAAUAAAACGUACAAGGUGCACGACACAUCGAAGCCGUUCUCGUUGGACGUACGCAACUACGACGCUUGCAAUUUACCCCCAUGCCAGUCAGAGCUGUACCAACAUUGCCUCAGAACUCGGUACAUCGCCAAUUUGUGGAGGAAUGCGCACAAAUCAGACAUCACUGACCUUGCACCAACCUAUCAUGGAUGGAAUGAAAAUAAUAAUAAAUUAGAGUUCACGUGGUUUAUCGGGAAUCAAUUGCCCGAUGCGUAUGAAAAUGUUGUGGCAUCGCCGGAUAUUCUGGGCAACGAGAAUGACACUGAGGACAGCAAUGACGAGACGCUUGAUUCAGGCACUCAGCAGGGAAGCAUUGUGGAUUACGGAGCCACAAUAUGAAAGUUCUAGUGAAGAAGAAGAUGAAUUGUAUUGAGCAAAAAUGUAAAGAUCCUACGUAAUAAAUACAAUUAUAAUACAAUUUUUAUAUCAUUUCAUUUUUUUUUUACAAUAAAUAAUACAAUUCGUACUACAUUUCAUCUACAUUUACGUUGGCUGUAUCUAUGGCUUUAUUGUUAUUCUUUUCCCCGUUUUAUCAAGGAGUAAGAAAGGAAAAAAAGAAACCCAAAAACCUUUUUCGGUCAGAUUAAG
Messenger RNA from Colias croceus (clouded yellow), 748 nucleotides. RefSeq lists its product as uncharacterized. Bases 68 to 499 code for a protein of 143 amino acids. Lineage: Eukaryota; Metazoa; Arthropoda; Insecta; Lepidoptera; Pieridae. The transcript is spliced from 2 exons. The record is from RefSeq and is a predicted model, not a curated record.